AUGGACACGCCGCCAAAUAAAGACUUCGAGGUGGCCAUAGUCGGCGGAGGAGUGUCUGGCCUGGUCUGCGCGAUCGCUCUGCAACGGGCAGGGGUCCCAGUACAACUAUUCGAGGCAGCGGCUGCCUUCGGAGAGAUUGGGGCGGGGAUCGGACUUGGUUCAAACGCUGUCCGGGUUUUGAAAGCAGUCGGCUUGCUUGACGAAGUUCUAAAGAAGAUCCACCCAUCGGAGCUCAGGACUAGAGGUUUCAUUUACUAUAACGGUCUUGGAGACAAUCAGGAGGUCUUCGCGUACGAUGCGCACCCUGAAGACAAAGGGAUAGGAAUGCAUAGGGCUAUUUUCCUAGAGGCACUUGUACCUGUCUUGGAGCCGCAAAGGGCCCACUUCAACAAGCGAUGCACCUCUAUCGUUCGUUGCGCACAAGGCUCAAGACGUCUGGUCAUCAACUUCCAAGAUGGCACCUCUCAUGAAACCGAUGUCGUGAUAGGGGCGGACGGGAUCAAGAGUGCUGUCCGCAGUUUCGUCUUGGAUGCCCCGGACGACAGGGUCGCUUUCAGCAACACGGUAGCAUACCGAGGCCUUGUACCGUACAAAGACCUCCAGGAGGCUGGGUUCAAGACCCCUGUUGUACAAGACCCAGCUUGUUUUGUUGGACCGAGCAAGCACUUCAUUCUCUUCCCUAUCAAGAAUGGCGAAGUGAUCAACGUCGUCGCCUUCGUUGCUCGAUACGACAUCCCCAUAGGGUCUGAAAAGCUUCCGCCAGGAACACCUUGGGUUGAGACAGUCCCGAAGGAAGCGAUGGAAAAGGAAUAUGAAGGCUGGGGCCCCGACAUCGCCGCCCUGAUGAAGUGCAUGCCAGAAACCCCUAGCAAAUGGUCUAUACACGUCGUUCAUCCUCCGCUGGAUAGCUUCGUCAAAGGCCAUGUAGCCUUGAUCGGCGACGCGGCACACGCUAUGCUGCCCCAUCUGGGGGCUGGGGCUGGACAGGGUCUUGAAGAUGCCUAUAUUAUUUCCCGUCUGCUGGGACACCCGGAGACACAAGGCGACAACCUGGAGGCGGUCCUAGAAACUUAUUCCCGCAUUCGCCGACCUCGCGCGCAAAUGGUAUGGAGUAUGAGUCGCGCUGCAGGCGCCGUCUACGAUUGGCAAGGAGCGGGAGGCUCAGACGCGGAGUUCAUGCGUGAGGAAUUGCGAAGUCACUACGAUUAUGUCUGGCAGCAUGACAUUGAGGCGGAUGUCGAGCAUGCUAUCAGUGAGCUUCGCACAAAGGGCGCAUAUGUGGCUCAUUCUGUAUAG
Molecule: messenger RNA, 1296 nt
Organism: Dichomitus squalens LYAD-421 SS1
Lineage: Eukaryota; Fungi; Basidiomycota; Agaricomycetes; Polyporales; Polyporaceae
Product: FAD/NAD(P)-binding domain-containing protein
Exons: 9
Coding region: 1-1296 (431 amino acids)
Biological process (GO): secondary metabolite biosynthetic process
Molecular function (GO): FAD binding
Source: RefSeq, a predicted model, not a curated record